GACGAAGAGUUAUGAGUGGCGUAGAUCACAGCUCUUGGCGAUCGAGGCAAUGCUUCGUGCUGAGGAAGUCAAGAUCGCGGAGGCCCUCGCCAAGGACUUGAGACGACCCGAGGCGGAGUCGACACUGUAUGAUGUGACCGCAUCGCUGGCCGAGGUGCAGUAUGCGCUCUCCAACCUCCACAACUGGAUGAGACCCGAAAGUGUGUCGACUCCGACCUUCUUGCAGCCGGCGUCCUCAUGGAUCCGGAAAGAGCCGAAGGGGAUCGUCUACAUCAUCGCCCCUUACAACUUUCCCUUCUACCUGACCUUCGGACCUCUGAUCGCUUCGAUUUCGGCCGGAAACUGCGCCGUAAUCAAGCCGCCGGAGCAAUGCGAUGCCAGCUCAAAUCUGAUCAAGGAGCUUUGCGAGAAAUACCUCGACCAGGAUGCUUGCCGUGUCUAUCUCGGAGAAAUUCCUGAAGCCACUGAGCUCCUUUCUCGUCGCUGGGAUCAUAUCUUCUACACAGGCAACGGCCUCGUGGGGCGCAUAGUCAUGGAGGCGGCCGCCAAGCAUUUGUGUCCGGUCACGUUAGAGCUGGGCGGCAAAUCGCCCGUCGUCUUUGAUCGGGGAUUUUCAGCAAGCCAGCUGAAACUAGCUGCGAAACGGAUCGCCAACAUCGGUCUCUUUGUCAAUGCAGGCCAGCUUUGCAUCAGUCCUGACUACAUCUUGGUCCACAAGGAAGUGGCGAAGGAUCUCACUGAUGCCCUGAAGGAGGCUGUCGGCAUAAUGAAUCCCACACGCGACUCCACCGAACAUCUUGGCAGACUUGUGAACCGGAGGCACUAUGACCGCAUCAAGAAUAUGAUCGACACCUCUGGAGGGCAAGUUAUCUGCGGAGGAUCUGCUGCAGAGGCGGGGGCGGAUGCGGCGAAGUGUUUCGUGCCGCCGACCAUCAUCGCAAGCCCGGACUUGUCGUCUCCUGCGAUGGUCGAGGAGGCUUUUGGACCCAUGAUGUCCGUGGUGCCUGUGGAUGAUCUCGAUUCGGCCAUUGAGUUCAUCAACGACCGCGAGACACCACUGGCUCUGUACGUGUUCUCGCCGAGCAGUUCACGGGCAAAGUAUGUCAUCGACAGGACAAGCAGUGGAGGUGUGUGCAUUAACGACACGGCCAUGCACCUUGCGAAUCCCGCCCUUCCCUUCGGGGGCUCCGGGCCGAGUGGUUUCGGAGCGUACCAUGGGAAGCAUGGAUUCGACGAGCUCUCCCACAAGCGUGCCGUGAUGUCAAGGUCUCUUCGCCUAGAUGUCGAGCGCUUCCCGCCGUACAAAGACUUCUGGGUCAAGGUGCAGUGCAUGCUGGGCUGA
Molecule: messenger RNA, 1342 nt
Organism: Symbiodinium necroappetens
Lineage: Eukaryota; Dinophyceae; Suessiales; Symbiodiniaceae
Source: the annotation of a GenBank genome assembly